CACAUUCAAGAUUCAACCCUGAUUAGUUACAGUGCGAUUAAUACGAAGUACUCCGUAGAGAAGACAAACAUGAAACUAUACGCCAAUAGCAAUAAGUCAACAUCUUCCCUUGGUCAAUCUUUACUUCAAUUCUAUUGCUCCACUUUUUCUGGGAAAUCGAUUUGUAAUUUCAUAACCAAACACUUUCGUCUCAAAUUCUUAGUAAUCUUCGCCUGAUUUUCAAUUCAUGAAAAAAAACACAAGGAAAAUGUGUCACAAAUUACGAUGGGUCCACUUGAAUAACAACUGAUUUUCCAGUCUUGGAAUUUCUAUACAUAAUGGACAAUCCUAGAUUCAUACUUUACCAGAAAUUAUACACUUUUUAGAGUCUGAGAAAGAGAAAGAGAAAGAGAAAGAGAAAGAGGAGAGAUAUAGAGAGAGAUGGAGAAGGCAAUGAAAAGGCAGAAAGUGCUUCUACAACACCUUAAUCCCACUGCUCUUCAACCCCUUGAUUCUGCUAUCUCUCCUUCAGUUUGCUCUUCUGGAGAUGGUGGGAUGUAUCAAAGAAAUGCUGCUUUCGGAGAUGAUGUUGUAAUUGUUGCUGCUUGCCGAACUGCAAUUUGUAAGGCGAAACGUGGUGGUUUCAAGGACACCCCUGCAGAUGAUUUACUUGCUCCUGUUCUAAAGGCAUUGAUAGAGAAGACAAAUGUAAACCCAUGUGAGGUAGGAGAUAUUGUGGUGGGUACAGUUUUGGCCCCAGGUUCUGUAAGAGCAAUGGAGUGUAGGAUGGCAGCAUUCUAUGCUGGUUUUCCAGACACAGUGCCCAUCAGAACUGUUAACAGGCAGUGUUCAUCUGGUCUUCAAGCAGUUGCUGAUGUUGCUGCCUGCAUUAAGGCAGGAUUUUAUGACAUAGGAAUAGGCGCUGGAGUAGAGUCAAUGACGAUUGAUCGUGUUGAUAGGCCUCGUCAAGUUAGCCCAAAGGUAGAAAACUUCCCGCAAGCAAGAGAUUGUCUUCUUCCUAUGGGAAUAACCUCAGAGAAUGUCGCACAAAAUUAUGGUGUGACACGGCAAGAACAAGACCAGGCGGCGGUGGAAUCUCAUAGAAGAGCUGCAGCAGCCAUGGCAUCUGGAAAAUUCAUAGAAGAGAUUGUUCCAGUUUCAACCAAGAUUGUGGAUCCAAUAUCCGGAGAGGAAAAAUCUGUAACAAUUUCUCUUGAUGAUGGUAUUCGGCCAAGCUCUAACAUGGUAGAUUUGGCAAAGCUGAAGCCUGCUUUUAAAAAGGAUGGCACCUCAACAGCUGGUAAUUCUAGCCAGGUGAGUGAUGGGGCUGGAGCAGUUCUACUCAUGAAGAGGAGUUUAGCAAUGAAGAAAGGGCUUCCAAUUCUUGGUGUAUUUAGGAGCUUUGCUGCUGUUGGUGUGGAUCCUGCUGUUAUGGGGAUUGGCCCAGCUUUUGCCAUUCCUGCUGCUGUGAAAUCUGCUGGGCUGAAGUUGGACAAUAUUGAUCUGUUUGAAAUAAAUGAGGCCUUUGCAUCGCAAUAUGUUUACUGUGGUAAAAAGCUGAACCUUGAUCCAGCCAAAGUUAAUGUUAAUGGAGGAGCUAUAGCCCUUGGACAUCCUUUGGGAGCUACAGGUGCCCGGUGUGUGGCUACGUUACUGAAUGAAAUGAAACGGCGAGGAAGAAAUUGCCGAUUUGGAGUCAUUUCCAUGUGUAUAGGCAGUGGCAUGGGUGCUGCAGCUGUUUUUGAAAGAGGUGAUCAUGCAGACGGAUUAACUAACUAAUGUGUUUACUCAGAUCAACAAUUAGGAAAUUGUUUAAGCAAACAUAAAACCUUUUUCAUUGUAUCCACAAGUUCUAAACAAUUGUUGUAUCCAAGAGUAGUCUUAUUUUUAAAUGUACUAAUGGGACGGAAAAGGUACUAGUCUUGAAUUUAAAUUUUAAGAAGAAAGACGAGUAGACACCAA
This is a messenger RNA of Spinacia oleracea (spinach), 1941 nucleotides long. Its product is annotated as 3-ketoacyl CoA thiolase 1, peroxisomal. Gene Ontology annotation, molecular function: acetyl-CoA C-acyltransferase activity. The record is from RefSeq and is a predicted model, not a curated record. The transcript has 14 exons. Gene Ontology annotation, biological process: phenylacetate catabolic process; fatty acid beta-oxidation. Lineage: Eukaryota; Viridiplantae; Streptophyta; Magnoliopsida; Caryophyllales; Amaranthaceae. Bases 421 to 1758 code for a protein of 445 amino acids. Gene Ontology annotation, cellular component: peroxisome.